Molecule: messenger RNA, 567 nt
Organism: Gilbertella persicaria
Lineage: Eukaryota; Fungi; Mucoromycota; Mucoromycetes; Mucorales; Choanephoraceae
Exons: 7
Coding region: 1-567 (188 amino acids)
Source: RefSeq, a predicted model, not a curated record
AUGUCAACAGCAACGUAUUAUUGUCACGAUUGUGAAGCAAGAAGACUCGUAGACUGGACGAAUAUGGCUUCUUGUACAGAAUGUGGCAGUACUUUACUAGACCAAAUACCUUUUGUAGACGAAGAAGAAGAGGAUGUUUUCAGUGAAACGGAAAGCUUCUUUUUCUAUCAAACAAAUAUAGAAGAAGAUGAAGAAGAAGAAGAUGAAGAAGAAAGGUGUCUAUUUGAAUAUUUGUCCUCUAUUUAUCAACAAACGCAUAUGGAGCACGAAGAAAAAGACAGAAGAGAGUUCUUGAAUCAUUUGAUGGAUAUGAUGACUAACUCUGAAGACAUCAUUCGUAGUUUAAACAAAGUUCGUCUGGAAAUUUCUGAUCCAGGUGUGAAUGAAGAGUGCAGUAUUUGUCAAGAGAUCUUUGGGAAUUUAUUGGAUGUUACUGUCUUACCUUAUAUUGAUAAUUUGUUUGCUCAAGACAUUCCUACUUCUUUAGAAGAUUCAAUGGUCACUCCUUAUUCAAGUAUGAACUGGAGACAACAAACUCAAGAAUCCCAAAGGACGGAAGACGAAUAA